Molecule: messenger RNA, 1461 nt
Organism: Fusarium musae
Lineage: Eukaryota; Fungi; Ascomycota; Sordariomycetes; Hypocreales; Nectriaceae
Exons: 2
Coding region: 1-1461 (486 amino acids)
Molecular function (GO): monooxygenase activity; oxidoreductase activity, acting on paired donors, with incorporation or reduction of molecular oxygen; heme binding
Source: RefSeq, a predicted model, not a curated record
AUGAUUAUUGAUAUUAUCUUUGAAAGAUUCACUUGUGUCUCUGCCCCGGCAGCGCUGGCCUUACUGGUCAGCUCUACCGCAGCAUUAUGGCUGAUGACAUUACUCUACUCCUAUUACUUUCAUCCAUAUGCCGACAUCCCAGGCCCCUUUUGGGCCAAGCUAUCUCGGUUUUGGCUUGUGCGCCAGGUCCUUCGAGGCGACAUUCACAACACCCAGAGGGCCCUGCACGAGAAAUAUGGACCUAUUGUGCGCAUGGCUCCCGACGAAGUCUCCAUUUCCGACCCGGCGGCACUCAAGGUGAUUUAUGCUGUUAAUGCCGGCUUCACAAAGACCGAGUUUUAUACUCCCUUUGCUCCGCACUUAUCUCCACACGAAGAUCUAUUCACCCAGCGGGAUGAAAAGAUCCAUGCCCAACGCCGCCGAUUCGUCAACAAUCUAUAUUCACUGAGUAGUAUCUUGGAGUCAGAGUCAUACGUCGAUGCUUGCAUCAUGACUUUCAAGGCUCGGCUUGACGAGUUUGUGGCUCAGAGCGAUCCCUUUGACUUGGGGCUGUGGCUUCAAAUGUUUGCCUUUGAUGUCAUCGGCGAAUUGUUCUACGGAAAGCAGUUUGGAUUCAUGGAAGACCGUCAUGACUAUCAAGGCUACAUCGAGACGUUGGAUACACUCCUCCCAGCAGUAGCUACUUCCUGCGUCCUCCCCUUUUACUUGCGUCCCCUCCAGGUCUUGGGCCACUUGAUUCCGCCACUCCACAAGGCUCUGAAGGGCUACGAUGAUAUAGUGGUUGCUGCAAAGGAGACAGUGGCUCGCCGUCAACGCCAGGUCGAUAAGGGUACUGUCGAAAGGCUAGUACAGAACCGACCACGCUUGAAGAAAUAUGUUUUAGCUGACCCUAGAAUUAGAUCCGACCUUUUGGAUAAGCUAUUUAAUAUUGCAGCUUCAAAAGGCGACUUUACUCUGGCCGACGUUGCAACUGAGGCGUGGGUGUCACUAUUUGCAGGCUCGGACACGACUGCGAUCGCAAUGCGUGCUAUUCUGUUUAACAUAAUCAGAAACCCCAAUGUAUAUGAGAGGUUGUUGGCAGAGAUUGACCAGGCUUCCGCCCAGGGACUAUUAAGCAACCCUGCCAAGUACUCCGAGGCUAUCAAGCUACCUUACUUCAUCGCUUGCUGCAAAGAAGGAUUUCGCGUCCACCCAAGCGUUGGUAUGUCCAUGCCUCGCCAUGUUCCACCCGCUGGAGUCAACAUCGCCGGGCGGUACUUUCCAGGCGGCAGUCGUGUUGGCAUGAGUGCGCACGUCGUACACUUUGACAAGGGCAUUUUUGGCCAGGAUGCCGACUGCUACAACCCUGACCGAUGGCUGCAGCCAGGUGCAGAGGUAAUGGAGCGUUACCUGAUGCAUUUCGGUGCUGGACCUCGCACCUGCGUAGGCAAGAAUGUACUUCCAACCUACGAAUAUUGUUGA